Messenger RNA from Tachysurus vachellii, 1430 nucleotides. Its product is annotated as SH2 domain-containing protein 6. The record is from RefSeq and is a predicted model, not a curated record. The transcript is spliced from 20 exons. Lineage: Eukaryota; Metazoa; Chordata; Actinopteri; Siluriformes; Bagridae. The coding region runs from base 54 to 1241 and encodes 395 amino acids. Gene Ontology annotation, biological process: intracellular signal transduction; cell surface receptor protein tyrosine kinase signaling pathway.
AUUCCAAGCUGUGCAGCACAAGUUGUCAGUAGAACGGACAAAGCAUCAGAACCAUGAGUUUCUUUGAAAAGCUUAAAAACUUACACUGUGGACCUCCUGCACCACCCAAAAGAAUAGAAACAAUUACAGGAUGUGGGUGGGCUGAAGAUGAAUUAGAUGAGGAAGAUGGCGAUACAUAUGAAGCUCCUCCUUGUGAGCGUCCUACUAUCAAAGUUCAGCAUCGGCAUGAAGAAGAGAAUGUAUACCUAGGUUACCCUGAGAGAACACCAAACUCCACAAACCCUCAAAGACAGGCAGGGCCGCCACCACCACGCCCAGCCAAGAUCACCCCUAAAAUGAAAUCCCCUAAGCCACUACCUGACCAAGAGGAGUUCUACCUUGAGUCCAACAGAAAAUGUCCUGAAGUCUUUCAUAAAGAUCAGGCUACUAAGAGGUUGGCCCCUAGGAAGAGCCCUCCAGCUGUACCUGCUCCUAACUUAGAAGAAGAUGUUUACCUGGAUCCAAAUGAAGGACAGAGCGUGAGAGAGCCUACACAUGACAUAUAUGUCGAACCUACAACAGAUUGUUGUUUAGCACCCCCCUCUGUACCCUAUGGUGGUGGUCGUAUGUUUCCACCCAAAACAGCAGCAAGAGAUCUUCCCCUAUAUGUAAUGAAACCACCUGUUCCUAGAGCCAAAUCUAACUCUCUCGUCACCAGUGACUCAGUGAAUGCAGCAUCACUGCCAGAUGCGAGGAGCAACACUAUUACUGCCCAUGUACCGUCAUCUUUCCAAAGCAUCAGACCAAAUCUUGCAAUUGAGACCAUAAAAGAUUGCAAGACCAGCUCACCCAUUUCUCCUGCAGUAGACAAUACUGCAACAGUGAUACACCCUGGAGAACAGGAGAUGGGGCUGCAGGACAGAGAGUGGUUUGCCGGGAUAUGUGGCCGCAAAACUGCAGAGGACACGUUACUGAAAGUUAAUAAGAAUGGCUCCUACCUGGUUAGGUGCAGCACGGCUCAGAAUGCAAGACAACCUUUUACUCUAGUCGUGCUUUUUAAUCAGAAAGUCUACAACAUACCUAUACGCUUUAUUAAGGAAUCAUGCAGCUAUGCCCUUGGCAAAGAGGGAAAGAAAUCUGAGGAGCUUUUUGACAGUCUGCAAGAAAUGAUUUCUCAUCACAAGGAUAACCCCCUUUUGCUGAUUGACAGCAAGAGUCAGGCCAAACACACCACCUACCUGACACAUCCUGUACACUUGUAACAAACCAAUACAGACCUGAAUAGCUCUGAAUAUAACAAACAUAAAUGUAUUUACGGUAGAUAUAUGCACUAUAAUUUACCAAAAUUUAUCUGUACUUUUAUAGUGUAGAAAAGGAGUAAAAUUAAUUGCUUUUUUUACGUUACUUGUUUGCAUUUGAUGAAAUUGCUUAAAUAAAAAUUUCUUAUUCUA